AGCUUCUUGGACAAGUCUUUUUGCCCAGCUGUCAGGUAGCUGAGAGGGCAUUUGUUUGUCCAAAGCACUGGAGGAAAUGGAAAUGGCAGACUAUAGUGACACCCUGGACCCAGCCUACACCACAUUGGAGUUUGAAAACAUGCAAGUGCUCUCCAUGGGCACAGGUGAGUCAGAGUCAUACGUUGCCUGGUUGAACUUUGAGACUUUUGGCUACUAAACGUUUGGACAGAGGGUUUUAGUUGAUGUUAUCAAGAGUAGCUGUCAUUUGCCCAUCUUGUAUUGGAUGCAAAAGGAUGAGAAUGUGAUUCUUUCCUGAUAAUAUGAUCACCUCUUGUUGCAGUAGUAAAACAUUCAGGGGUUUUGGACAAUACACUUAAUGCAUCUGGAUGAUUUGGUGGUGAAACAAUUGUUUGGUAGAGAAUUACCUUAUCCUGUUUAACUUGUACUGUUAUGGUAUAUUGGUCAUAUUUCACCUAAGAUAGAGUUACAACGAAUAGAUAUUCAUUCUCGGCGAUAGUGACUUAAGUGACAUGGACAUCCAUCUCUUGUUACCUACAUCUAUGUUCCCACGCAUUUUGAGGUCCAUACAAUGAGAAAAGCGUUUCUCAGAGUUCUUUGACAGCAUGAUAGGCUUUUUGAAAGUGAAACAUUGGCCUUUCUAGUCUCCCAUGACGUUUGGCCGUGAACUUGAUUCUGAAAUGAAACAAUUUCCUCUGAGGAAGAAAAGGCAAUGACCCUUGAAAGAUAAUCACAUUGCAUGGCCAAUAUCAUCUUUGCUAGCCCUUACUAAUUGUACUGGCUUAUCCACAUAAAUAUUCCGAUUUUUUAUGAUACGUAAACAGCAUACAGUUCAAUUGUAUAUGUGUUGUUUAUUUCAACAAUAAAUGUUUUUACUAGUGUAAUUACAGCUUUACUACACAGGUAUAACUAAGAGUAACUUAAUGUAAAGUGUUAGCAGAAACGUUCCAUACUGUAUGAUUGAUUGAACCAGUCAUCUCAUUGAUGACUUUGAGGGAGGGUGAGACUGAGAUUAAGACUGUCUGUCUCCAGUGAUUGCCUUUUCUGAGGUAAUCAAGCCUAGAUCAGUUACUGUUUACCUUGACUGGGCUUUCAGCUACUACUCAGAUAGGCAGUAUAUACUACUGUAAUAGACCAUAGCCUGAUCAGAGCCGUAUUAGCCCAUUUGAUCAAUCAGCAAUGACACUGACUGACUUUAAUGUAAUCACUUGAUGCCUGUCGUUCUCACCUUUUAAAUGAAACCAGUAUGUUAAGUUAAUGACUGAAUAUAAUAUUCAGUCAUUCUAUUGACCAAUUAGUCAAUAAAUGAGGACUGAGAGAGCUAAGAGUAGAAACGUGACUUUUUCACAUUUUAUAGCAGUAACAAAUAUUUCAGGAUCACAUAACAUUUCCUUCAGUUCUAUCCCUUCUAACUGUUUUCAACUAGUCACUCCACACCAUCCAUCCCUAUCCUCACAGGAUACCUUCCACCAAGUUCCAAGCUGUGAAUUAUUUCAUACAGUCGUCAAAAAUGUCUAGUAACUACUAAUACCACUGCACACAUACAUAUCCUCUUUCCUAAGUCAAACAUUGAUGACCCAAAGACCUCCUGACCUGAUGAGGAAGAUUGAAUUUAUAUAGCACUUUUCCACAGCUCAAAAUGCUUUACAUAAUGUAGCACCCACAAUAUCUCUCUGUCUGUUGUUUCAGACUCCUCACCGGCUGAGAGUGCCAACAUGAACACAGCCAACCACCUCGGGGCGACCGCCCUGUGUGCCAUCUGUGGGGACAGGGCCACGGGCAAGCACUACGGGGCCUCUAGCUGUGACGGCUGCAAAGGCUUUUUCCGCCGGAGUGUUCGCAAAAACCACAUGUACUCAUGCAGGUGAGGAUCAGGCUUACAGUACAUUAUACACAAGGGUAAACAAAAGAACCACCAUAUUCUGGUCUAUUUGGUAAGAAUAAUGACAAAGUUGCAAUUGCUGAUUUAUGCCUCUAGAGCCAGAGAUAACAAUGAAAGCAUGACAUACAGAUGGUUGCAAUAAUGAUACUGACAUAUUCAACAACAGUUUUCUCUCUACUGCAACACAAUUCAUCAUAAAGCCUUCUUCUAACUCCCUUCUCCAGGUUCAACAGACAGUGCAUUGUGGACAAAGACAAAAGGAAUCAAUGCAGAUACUGUCGAUUGAAGAAAUGCUUUCGAGCUGGCAUGAAAAAAGAAGGUAUACAAUUAAUUCCACUUCAUUCAAAUGGUAAUUUAUAAGAGUGAAAGAGUGAAAAAAUGAUUGAGAUGAUUGAGAUGACUGAGAUGAUUGAGAUGAUUGAGAUGAUUGGAGAUGAUUGGAGAUGACUGAGAUGAUUGAGAUGAUUGAGAUGAUUGGAGAUGAUUGAGAUGAUUGAGAUGACUGAGAUGAUUGAGAUGAUUGAGAUGAUUGGAGAUGAUUGAGAUGAUUGGAGAUGACUGAGAUGAUUGAGAUGAUUGAGAUGAUUGGAGAUGAUUGAGAUGACUGAGAUGAUUGAGAUGAUUGAGAUGAUUGAGAUGAUUGAGAUGAUUGAGAUGAUUGAGAUGACUGAGAUGAUUGAGAUGAUUGAGAUGAUUGGAGAUGAUUGAGAUGAUUGGAGAUGACUGAGAUGAUUGAGAUGAUUGAGAUGAUUGGAGAUGAUUGAGAUGACUGAGAUGAUUGAGAUGAUUGAGAUGAUUGAGAUGAUUGAGAUGAUUGAGAUGAUUGAGAUGACUGAGAUGAUUGAGAUGAUUGAGAUGAUUGAGAUGAUUGAGAUUGAGGUAGUACGUAUUAUGCUCAAUCUCUACUUUUUGUACAAGAAUGUGAUGACACUAGCAGUUAUUAUUUCAUAAUCUCUGGUAAAGGAUAUCCUAGAACUAGAACGUCCCAUUGUUAUCAGCCAGUCCCUAUCAUAGUGUUGUAGAGCCAAGCAGAGCCUUGUCAUGAGGUAUGUUGCAAGAGCCAGGAGACCAGCACUUUGUUAAUGUUGACUCCAUGAUGCACUGAAGUCUAUGACCGGCUUAUGCUAAGCAAACAGUUCUGUGGGGGAAUUAUAGCCACACAUACUGAUAAACACAUCUACCUUGGGAGACUUUUGUCUCCCUCAGAGUCAAUGCUAAUAUGAGUCAAUGAUAAUAUCCCCCUAAGAAUUAUUAAAGACUGUCAGAUAAUAUUGUAUGCACCGUUGAUUACAUGUGUUUUACUGUGUAUGAAAGGAAUGGCAUAUUUGAGUUGUAUGACUUUGUAGGUUUGUCAAGUUGAGUCAGAAUGACAGUAUGGGGAGUGUUUUGACUGAACAGUUUCUGGUGAACAAUAGAUAAUAAAAUAUAUACUCUAUUCUGAUAGCCACGGUUUAUUUGUUUCUCAGCUGUACAGAACGAAAGAGACAGAAUCAGCACCAGGAGAUCUAGCUAUGAAGACAGCAGUUUACCAUCUAUCAAUGCACUCAUCCAGGCAGAUGUACUCUCAAGACAGGUAAGGCCCAUGGAUAUGGCUAUUUCGAUCGACAUCAUGUAAGCAUUUUAAAGUAAUUUUUAAUUGCCCCAGAGGGGGUAAAAAGUUGUAUUGAACGGAAUGGAAUUGAAUUUAUUUGGGUUAAAUAAGUGGUGUUUAUAAUUAGGGCACACAUUUAUUUAUUAUUGUGUGUGUGUGUGUGUGUGUGUGUGUGCGUGCGUGUGUGUAGAUAUCCUCACCUGGGCCCAUACUGAAUGGUGACAUCAGGACGAAAAAGAUAGCGACCAUCACAGAUGUGUGUGAAUCAAUGAAACAGCAGCUGCUGGUGCUGGUAGAAUGGGCCAAGUACAUCCCUGCCUUCUGUGAUCUGCCUCUGGAUGACCAGGUAAGACAUUGCACUAGACUUUACAGUGAUAGACUAAGGUUGGACUAAACCAUACUACUCUCAUUCUAGGGUAUUGCACUUUAUGGCCCAUUUUGUCUUGGACUAAAAAGCCUGCAAUAUAGGGCAGGAAACCAGUCUGAUAGAUAAUGAAAGUAUUUUAUUUAACCUUUAUUUAACCAGGCAAGUCAAUUAAGAACAACAAUUAUAUUUACAAUGGGGGCUUAGCAAGAUGCAAAAGGCCUCCUGUGGGGACAGGGGCUGGGAUAAAAAAUAAUGUAGGAGUUAAAUAUAAGUAUUAUUGUCAUUCUUAAAAAUAACAACUUAAAGCUAUGUGUCCAGGGAAUAUACAUCUUUCCAAUCAGCAUUUUGAGUAGGGAGUGCUGCUGCGGUUUUUAAAGACCUCAGAAUCCAAAGAAGUGGUUAAUGUAUUUGAAUCACCAGUUAGAAUAUGAUGAGCUGGUUUGAAAGUUCUAUCUGUGCUCAGAACCAUUCCAGAAUCAUUAACACCAUGAUCACCAGGGCUUGGUAACUGAUUUGCUGAUGUUGAAUUAGUGAGGGAUCCAACAAGUGUAUCUUCACACACUUACUUGACUCUGGUCAGCUCUUCAGUGACCUAAAAGGUGGUGGGAAAGCUUCCUUGUUUAAUGGUUAGGUAUAAGUGGCAUAAGUGGUAUAAUAUUUCCAGGGUUGGGUAGGUUACUUUCUAAAUGUAAUCCGUUACAUUUACUAGUUAUCUGUCCAAAAUUGUAAUCAGUAACGUGUAACGUCAUCAGAUUACUUUCAGUUACUUUUUGAUUACUUUCCCCUUAAGAGGCAUUAGAAGAAGACAAAAAGAAAUCCAUCAAACUGUGAAGAUAUUCCUCCUAAACAUAAUUACAGGGCUCUUCUGUAAAAGAGACCUUGGUCUCAGCAUGACUCCCUGCUGCUAAAGGUUCAAUACAUUUUUUUAAAUAAAUCAAAUGCAUUUGGUGUGUCAUCAUAGUGGUCUCUGACUUGUGGUCAGACUCGCUCAGGUGGAACAAACAAAAACUUUCUCAAUGCUGAAUUCAAUGUAAUUGAGAAAACAGAAAGGUGUCAUAAUGUAUUCUUUCCACAAACAUCCUUUCUGAAUGUAAAAGUAAUCCAAGAAGUAAUCAUCUAGUUUUUCACAAGUAUUUGUAAUCCGAUUACAAUAUUUUUUGCUGAUAACAUAACUGAUUCCAGUAACAGUUAUUUGUAAUCAGAUUACAUGUAACUGCCUACAUGUAAUAAGUUCCUCCCCAACCCUGAAUAUUUCCCACGUCUUAUCAAAUAAAUGGUUUUGUAGAAAAGACAGUUAACAUGGAGACUAGCAUGUAUGCUGAUAAGAGGUGUUUUGCUGCAAGACAGUGUCAAGGUUAAAGCUAAUCAUUAAAUGACUUUACUUUGUUUCAGGUGGCGUUGCUGCGAGCUCAUGCUGGAGAGCAUCUUCUGCUUGGAGUUGCAAAGAGGUCUAUGUUGUACAAGGACAUCCUGCUGUUAGGUAAAGUCAAGAUAACAUCUUAGCUACAGUACAUCACAUAUGUCAUAUAAUAGACUAGUUAUAAUAGUCAUAAUAGUUUAUGCUAGCAAUUAUAUAUGAUACUUGUUUGGGGGGGGGGGGAUGAUCAAACACAGAGUGAUCCUGCCCUACAAGACAGUUAUUUGUUUAUGUUCUUUAUAGGAAACGACCACAUUAUUCCCCGGAACUGCCCAGAGUUGGAAGUGAGCCGGGUAGCAGUGAGGAUUCUGGACGAGCUAGUGCUGUCCUUCCAGGAGCACCAGAUAGACGACAAUGAAUACGCUUGUUUGAAGGCCAUUGUUUUCUUCGAUCCAGGUACUACAUGAAACACAACAUCACUUUUAAAAUAAACAGACUAUCAUCACAUUCAAAGUGAGACAUCAUAUGACACAUUCUAGGGCAGUAACGUUUGUGUUGCAAAAUAAAAAUUAUGUUACCCGUGAGUAACAAAACUAUUGACUAGAAAUGGUUGUUCUAUGAGCAAUAUGACCAGGCAGUGAGUGACCAAGCUAUUGACCAAACACCUACUCUCUCCUGCUCCAGAUGCCAAAGGUCUGAGUGACCCCAGUAAGAUCAAGCGGAUGCGUUACCAGGUUCAGGUCAGCCUAGAGGACUACAUCAACGACCGGCAGUAUGACUCCCGGGGACGCUUCGGAGAGUUGCUCCUGCUGCUGCCUACACUACAGAGCAUCACCUGGCAGAUGAUCGAACAGAUACAGUUUGUCAAGCUAUUUGGGAUGGCCAAGAUUGACAACCUGCUCCAAGAGAUGCUCUUAGGAGGUUAGCCUUCUUGAUAUUGUUACUAAGAAAGAAAAAUUCUAAAUCUAUGGCCAAAAGUAAUGCCAAAAUAAUUGAGUACAAACAAGUUUCCAUGAGUUCUAUUGGCUAAAGAAGUUUACACUCUUCAAUAGGAUAAAAUGCUAGUUGGUUAUCAUACUGUAUUACCAAUGGACAGUGUCACAGUGAAUGAGGAAACUAACUGUUUGUGGUAUUUUUGUAUGUUGCGUGGUUUUCCUCAGGUUCUGCAAACGAGGCACCUCACACACCUCACUCUCUGCAUCCACAUCUGGUUCAGGAACACCUCAGCAACAAUGUCAUCGUGGCCAGCAAUAUGGCUACUCCCAUCCAUAACGGCCAAAUCUGUGAGUACCAAUAACAUCAUAUGCCUCACUCUAAAUGUCCAACUCUGAGGGCAGGUUCCCCAAAAACAGAUUAAGCCUAGUCCUGGACUCAAAAGCACUGAAAGUUGUGUCCGGGACACCGACCACAAAAUGUACCUAAAAAUGCUUGAGACUCUCAACGAACGAUGGGCUCAGUGGCAUCAAUCCACUCCCAUUUGCAACAGAGUCAGGUAGUUGGAAGGACAAACAAGCUUGGCAGAAUAAUCCACUAAAUUCUUCAGAGAGACUAAUCAGGCUUACUUUGUCAAAGAAAACGUCUGUUAUUUUUUCUUAACAUUUUUAAUGCCCUCAGAAAUUUCACAAAAGUGCUUAUUCCUUGUCUGAAAAAAAAAGUGUUUUCUUUCCAAGUAAUGUCAUGCCACAAGGUAAAUAUGCUGCUUUGUUGUGUACCUGACUGACUGUGUAGUUUAGUGAAUUCCUCCAAUAACUGAUUCUUUCCGGUUUGUUGCAGCCACUCCUGAAACCCCAAUUCCCUCUCCUCCCACAGCCUCCAGCUCAGAACACUAUAAGAUGGCUCAAGGGGUUAUAGCCACUGUGCCCAAGCAAUCUAGCUCCAUCCCUCUGCCAACCAUCACCAAACAAGAAGCCAUCUAACACAGAACUGGACCCCACAAACCCCAUCCAACAAAGCAUUCACAAUUUCAAAAUCUUCACUAGUAUCUCUGUUUCUUUAUACAUACUCAGUAUAAAGGUGAAAAACAAUUCAGAUGUGAGAAAUACGUAUUCUCAACUAAUCUCAGGAGUGUACUGUACAGUUGGGAUACAUUAGUCAACUGACCCCCACCAGAGGUACAUAGGCCUACUUAUAUUAUUGCAUGUACAAUGUAGUAUCAAGCAGACUAGAGAUGAGAGCGACAUUGUCAUGUUUUUAAAUAAUGUAAUUAUGUGACAGACAUAGCUAUAUAAUAGGUAGUCAAUUGGUUCAGAUUUCUUUCUUUUUUUUUAUUCUUUUUUUUUUAUAGUUCUCUUCAACUUGCUGUAUGACAGUUGUGUUUCAUUGAAAUCCAGGUUUAAUAUGUCCCUGUCUAUAUGUUUUAGAAAUCGCUAUUUAGUUCUGUAGUAACAUGCUUAAAGGUUUGAAUUAAAACAGCUCAGUCCAUUUAAUACUGUAUACUUUCUGUGGAGCCACUUUAUAAAAGCUUAAGGCAUUCACAAGUUGAGGAAUUCACAAUGUUUUCCAAUUUCAAAUAAAUGCAUUGCAUUGGUGUUUAGAUAUAACAAAUAUUUACAGUUUUACUGUAAAGACAUGCUAGUGUAUUUUGUUUGACCAUAGAAUCCUUUUGUGUAAUGGUAUUAUAACUACUAAAUGACUGAAUAAACUGCCUUUCAUUGAAUACUGCCUUACACUGGAAAGAUUGGCAAUAUGUUUCACCUUACAAUGUGAAGAUGAAUAAAAUGUCAAUGUUUAUUUUUACA
Molecule: messenger RNA, 7953 nt
Organism: Coregonus sp. 'balchen'
Lineage: Eukaryota; Metazoa; Chordata; Actinopteri; Salmoniformes; Salmonidae
Source: the annotation of a GenBank genome assembly